Molecule: messenger RNA, 3794 nt
Organism: Sceloporus undulatus (fence lizard)
Lineage: Eukaryota; Metazoa; Chordata; Lepidosauria; Squamata; Phrynosomatidae
Gene: MCRIP2
Product: MAPK regulated corepressor interacting protein 2
Exons: 5
Coding region: 302-784 (160 amino acids)
Source: RefSeq, a predicted model, not a curated record
CUGCCUCCUUGAAGGGCAAGCGAAGAGGAGGCAGCUAAGUGGGCGAGUGAGUCCUUGCAACAGGCUUUUGCAAGAGCAGGAGCCUCUGGGGCAGAUCUGGUGCCCCCCCAGGGCAUGGCAGAGACUCCAAGCAAGGCUGGCAUUUGAUCCUCAACCCAAAGUCUCUGCUGCUGGGAAUGCCAAGCUGUGCCUGGAUCGGGCUUUCGGAAGGUCGCCACCACCUUUCCCACCACUUGGGGGCGCUGUUUGGCCUGCUCUUCCCUUGGGUUCGCCUCCAGCCGGGGCCACCACGGAAAAGCCCAUGAUGUACACCAUCACGCGGGGACCCAGCAAACUGGUCACCCAGCGGAGGACGGGACCCACCCAGCAAGUGGAGAGCAAAGCCUUGGAGCUGAAAGGCCGACGGAGAGCCCCCCAGCACCAGCCAGAGAAAGCAGAGCCCCCCAAAGAGGCCCAUCUGCCUUCAUCUUGGCAGCUUGCAAGCCCAGCUCCCAAGCUUGUAUUCAACAGAAUAAAUGGCAAAAGACCACCACUAACUAUCAAGCCCAUUUCAAACACAGAGGAAAGCUACACUGUGGCUCAUGAAGAAAAUGUUCGGUUUGUCUAUGAAGCCUGGCAACAAGUAGAACAACAGCUGGAUGACAGCCAGCAAGGAGGCAGCAGAUCUGGUCCAGUGCAAUAUGUAGAAAAAACACCCAGCCCUGAACUGAAAGAUUUUGUGCCUAUAGACCUGGAGGACUGGUGGGCACAGCAAUUCUUGGCCAAGAUUGAGAAUGGCUCUUAGUGAUGGGUAAAAGAAAGGUUAUAAUAGGGGAAAAUAAUACAAAUGAAUUUUACUGUAAGAAAAUGCACACCUGUUCAGUCGAAGAUUGAAGAGGAGAGAGAAGAGGGACCACAGCUGUCCCAUCCUUGCAUUCACCCUGGAAGGAGGAAGGAGUCCGACUUGCAGCUGGAUGUGUCUGCCUUUCUUUUCUGGAAGCACCAGAAUUCGAGCAAGGAAGAUUUCCGUGGAUUGUAUGUUCUUUGAAAGUACUGUGGCAGCAUGGAAGAAGGGAUAUAGGGAGGGGCUGGCAACCCUGUCCUUCUCCCGUUUGGAGCUGGAACCCCAGCACUGACCUGGAAGGUCAGGAACUGCUUUCAACAAUAAAAGUGCCCAGUGCUGCCAACACAACAAAUCAUGCUGCUUGAAGGCAAGGGGAUGCAUGUUGGGAAGGUGCCAAGGGUGACAUGCAUGUGCAAAUUGACCACUGGGUAUUUGUUGCUCAGGCCAAGGGCAAGAGGAAACCCACAGGGUUGGUUUAGUCCUUCUGUCUGUACUGGCAGGUUGGCAUGAGUUUUGCACUGUGAUUUCGCCAAGAUAGGGAUAACUAGAGCUUGGUAAUGUCACUUUGGGAGGAAACAACUUGCAGAAUCCCCAGCCAGCGUGGCCACUGGCCACGCUGGCUGUAGAUUCUGCAAGUUGUUUCCUCCCAAAGUGACAUUCAUUGCCACACUCUGGACCUGGCAUCCUCUAGCUUCAUUGCCAGUGUGUGUGUCAACGUGAAUGCUUGUGCAGUCACAGGCUUAUGAAGCACAAGGCCAUAGUGGCCUCCCCAGAUUUGGGGUUCACCUUUCAGACCAGGGAGGGCCAAUCUCCUGUUCUUUGGGGACUUGUGCUGUUUUUCUAGACAGGAACAGAGAGGUCUUGCCAUCCAGCUCAUUUUGAACUGUGACUCCCCCAACCUAGGACAGAUGGGAGUUGUUGACCAAAUAAUGUAGACCCCAGACCAUAAGUAACCUUUAGAUCACAUUUGAAUCAAGCUCCUCUAUCAGGAGACAUACAUCUCCAUAGCUAUGUCUCCCACUGUUGCCUCGCUAAACCCACUGUCUAAGCCACAAAGCCCCAUCUGAGCAAGGGAACCAGCAACAAUACAGCCAGACCUCCAACUUAUACAAUAAGUGAAAUUGUAAUGUUGGAAAGCAGACUUAGGACACUGCAGUUUACUAACAAGAUGGCAUCUCCAUCUUUUUAUAAAGGACAGAUGAGGUACAUUCAGGUCCUGGAGAGAUGGCAAAACUUACAGGCCCCAAGUAGCUGUCCUCUUCUUCCUUAAGGUUUGCAAAGGCUGCCAUUCAUUUGGCAAAGGCUGAUUGCUAAAUUAAUAAUGGAGGCGCAUGUACGUCCUGAAGCGGAUUCUGCGUGCUCUUCCAUUUUGGUUCAAGAUGAGAGUCCCAGGCACCCAACCCUUGAACAGGGGGAUAGCCGUUUGAAAUUUUAACAUGUAAAUUCAAAAGGCUGAACAUAGUACAUGAACUUAAAAUUGUCAAGAUCUACAUUUGGAUUUUGGUAACAUUUUGUUUUGCUUGACAGUGCCUUGCUAAAGAUCUCUGGUGCACAAAAACCAUGGAAAGAUGAGGAGUCCACCAUUUUGAAAAUCCAGUUUAUUUUUUGAGAUGGAGAGAAAUGUCAUCACUACAGCCAACUGCAGUACAUAGGAGCCAUUAAAGAGUGGAUAGACAUACAGACACAGUUGUCUGAGACAUGGACUAGCCCUGCACCCCUCCCUUCCUUGGUUCACAGCCUGUAUCUUCCUAGUCUUUUAAAAAUACACAAACACAUACAUUUAAAAAAACUCAAACCAUGAAAUAUGGGGCAAAUCUCACAAGGGGGGGACUCUCACAGAUUAGAAGACCUUUGCCAAGUGAGUUUUUGUGGCUUAAUUCAGUGGCCAGGGGAGCAAAGGAUGGACAUUUGCUUUUGUUUGUCCUCCCGAUAAGAAGAAUUGUUGUAUAAUUCUGUUGGGGGGGGGGGGCUGGUGCAAAACCAGACCUAAGAAAUGUUAUAGCACAAACUGGAUUCAUACAUAUACAUACACACGCACACACAUUGUGCAAAAUAGCAGUGAUUUGUGCAAGAGGAAGGGAUCUGUGCAAGAGGAAGGGAUCUGUAGCAUUAGCAAUGGUACAAAAAUAAUAAUGACAACAAGUUGCACUCCUAGGACAUUCUGAGCAGCAUUGCCCUCAGUUCUGACCUGUCUCCUGUGGAGUCCUAACACCGUGGAGGGGAAUGUGUGCCACUCCAGACGUUAUUGGACUGCAAGUCCCCUCAUCCUUUGCCAGCAUAGUUGACAGUAAGGGAUGCUGGAAGCUGCAGUCUUAUCACCUGGAGCGAUACAUGGCCAGAUCCUGUUAAUGACAGAUGCAGACGUUAGUUGCUCUACACACACAAAUUUUGUGGACAAUGCCAAUGGCUGUAUCCAGUGGAGAAUAGUGGAAUUAGAGUUCUACAUGCAGAAUGAUUGCACAUAUUAAUGUGCAUCAAACAUAGUGUGCAAAUGUUGCCUUGUUGUUAGCUGCCCUGGGGUCAAUUUUGACUCACGGAGACCCUGUGGAUGAGAGAUCUCCAAACCUACCUAUCCUCUUCUAGAUUUUGCAGAUUCAGGUCUGUGGCCUCCCUAAAUGAGUCUAGCCAAAUGCUGCCACCAAUGUGAAUGUGUUGCAUUACGUUAAUAUUCAUUGCAAAAGGUUCAGCCUGGCAAUUUGUCAGAGUUUAGCAUGCCAGGUUGAGAUGUCCACAAGGGCUGGGCAGCCAAACCAGAGUUGACAAGGCAGUGUGACUGUUCUGAAAGCAUUUUGAACACCUUCAAAGACAGUAGGCCAGGAGAGAGGUCAGAUCCUGGAACUGGACAAUUCCUUUUCAAGAGAGUCUGCAGAAUAUUCUGAUAAAUUGUUCCCCAAAUAAAUUAGAGGGUACUGGCUAAACCGGACGGAAUGUGAUGAUCAACACAACAAAAUGAACAUGAAGAUAAAGCAAA